AUGUGUGACUUCAUCCGUGUAAUGUUUGUGUUUGUGGUUGUUACAGGAGCCUUCGGAGCAGCAGAGGACAGAUCUGUUUGUAAAAUGCUGGGAAGCCCAGAGGUUCCUCUCCUAUCUAAGAAAGGUGAUAUUACUAUCGGAGGAGCUUUUUCCAUCCACUCUCAAAUUUCACAGCCUUCACUGUCCCUGACAAAUGCACCCAAGCCUCUCAUAUGCUCCAGGAUAAAUUUCAGCGAAUUUCGUUUUGCACAAACAAUGAUUUUUGCCAUUGAGGAGAUCAACAAUAGCAGCUCUCUACUGCCUAACAUCUCAGUGGGUUACAAGGUGUUUGACACCUGUGGUUCAACACUGCAUUCCACACGUGCGGUGAUGGGUCUAAUGAAUGGACAGGACAGUGCUCUGGGAGGAACCUGCUCCGGUCAGUCAUCUGUACAUGUUAUCAUCGGAGCCUCUGAGUCCUCGUCAACCAUUGUGCUGUUGCAACUUUCAGGGAUUUUCCAAAUACCUGUGGUCAGUCAUUUUGCCACAUGUGCUUGCUUGAGUAAUAGAAAGGAAUACCCAUCCUUCUUCAGAACCAUCCCCAGCGACUACUACCAGAGCAGAGCCCUGGCAAAGCUGGUAAAGCACUUUGGAUGGACGUGGGUUGGGGCAGUCAGGAGCGACAAUGACUAUGGCAAUAACGGAAUGGCAACGUUUAUCGCAGCUGCAAGCCAGGAGGGGGUUUGUGUCGAGUAUUCAGAGGCCAUUUCAAGAACCGACUCCGAUGAAGAGGUUGCUCGGGUGGUCCGAGUGAUUCGUAGUGGAAGCGCAAGGGUUUUGAUUGCUUUCCUUGCUCAGAGCGAGAUGAACAUUCUGCUUGAGGAGGCCCUGAAGCAGAACUUGGUUGGGUUACAGUGGGUGGGCAGUGAGUCUUGGAUUACAGCGGGCCAUUUGGCUAAUAAGAGGUAUGCUGGCAUUCUAAUGGGAGCUCUGGGUUUCACCAUCAGAAAGACUAAGAUUAAAGGCCUGCAGGAAUUUCUUUUGAAGGUUAAUCCAAGUCAAGACCCUGGCAAUAACCUGCUAAAGGAAUUCUGGGAAUCGACCUUUGAUUGCAGCUUUCAAUCCAGUCUCAGCGGUCAGAGUCAGUGCUCUGGUUCAGAGAGUCUGCGGGAUGUCAACAAUUCUUUCACAGAUGUGUUGGAGCUAAGAAUCUCUAACAAUGUGUAUAAAGCUGUGUAUGCUGCAGCUCAUGCUAUGCACAACUUGUUAAAAUGUGGAAAAAAUGGUAAAUCAUCUGAUCACAGCUGCAUCUGGAGAAAUUAUUUACAUCCAAAUCAGAUUGUGAAACACCUCCAAGAUGUGAACUUUACCCUUCAAUCUGGGGAAAAAGUGUAUUUUGAUGAGAAUGGAGACCCUGCUGCUGCCUAUGAGCUGGUGAACUGGCAGACAAACCAAGCAGGAGACGCUGUGUUUGUGACUGUAGGAAGCUAUGAUGCUUCACUGCCAAAUGGAAGACAGUUUACCAUGCAGGGAAUAAAUAUAACAUGGGUUAAUGGAUCCUUGAAGAGGCCGCUGUCUGUCUGCAGUGAGAGCUGUCCAACAGGUUUUCGACAGGCUAUGAUUAAAGGGAAACCGAUCUGUUGCUUCUCCUGCAUUGCCUGUGCUGCUGGAGAAAUAAGCAACUCAAGCAAUUCUGCAGAGUGUUCUCGGUGUGCACUGGAGUUCUGGUCAAAUGAAAAUCACAGUCAGUGUAUUCCAAAGGUGAUCGAGUUCUUAUCUUUUGGAGAAACCAUGGGGGCCCUUCUCACCGCGUUCUCUUUGUUGGGAGCUUCUUUAACUCUGGCGGUGUCAUGUGUCUUCUUUCGGUUUCGUCACACUCCCCUGGUCAAAGCCAGUAACUCAGAGCUGAGCUUUCUGCUGCUCUUCUCCUUAACUCUGUGUUUCCUGUGUGCCCUGACCUUCAUUGGCCAGCCAACUGAAUGGUCCUGCAUGCUGCGACACACAGCUUUCGGUAUUACAUUUGCCUUAUGCAUGUCAUGUAUCUUGGCUAAAACCAUCGUAGUGGUGAGAGCCUUUAAAACCACAAAGCCCACGAAUGCUCAGUGUUCUGCUCCACUUCAGAGAACAAGUGUUUUCAGCUGCACUUUACUGCAGGUGUUGGUUUGUGUACUGUGGCUAACUAUUGCACCUCCGUUCCCCUAUAAAAAUACAGCUCACGCCACUGAAAGGAUCAUUUUAGAGUGUGAUUUAGGCUCCCCUGUAGGUUUCUGGGCUGUGUUGGGGUAUAUAGGACUCCUGGCUUCGCUGUGCUUCGUUCUCGCUUUCUUGGCUCGAAAGCUGCCUGAUAAUUUUAACGAAGCCAAAUUCAUCACAUUUAGCAUGCUGAUCUUCUGUGCAGUCUGGAUCACUUUCAUCCCAGCAUAUGUCAGCUCUCCUGGGAAGUUUACUGUAGCUGUAGAGAUAUUUGCUAUUUUGGCCUCAACCUUUGGGCUGUUUUUCUGUAUAUUUGCCCCAAAAUGUUACAUUUUACUUGUGAAACCAGAGAGAAACACUAAAAAACUUAUGAUGGAAAGAAACCUGUCAAAUUAG
Molecule: messenger RNA, 2568 nt
Organism: Salarias fasciatus (jewelled blenny)
Lineage: Eukaryota; Metazoa; Chordata; Actinopteri; Blenniiformes; Blenniidae
Product: extracellular calcium-sensing receptor-like
Exons: 6
Coding region: 1-2568 (855 amino acids)
Biological process (GO): G protein-coupled receptor signaling pathway
Cellular component (GO): plasma membrane
Molecular function (GO): G protein-coupled receptor activity
Source: RefSeq, a predicted model, not a curated record